GUACUCUUUUCAGUUACUUACUGUUGCCGGUUUCACAGUACUACUUUGCUGCGUGCUAUAGUUUUUGGACUGUUUCGGAGCUUUCUUCUUUCUUAUGACAAAUGGCAGAGACUAAAAAUGACACGUCUUUCGGCAGUGUGGAGCUAGGAUUUGUGGAGCAAACAGAGGCUUGGCUUGUCCAGAGUUGUCAGUUCCCCAGCAAAGUAGGAGGAAAGCCAGCGUGGCUGAGCAUGUCAGAUUUGCCAAAUCCUGAUGAUCUUCUCUGUAACAAAUGCAGACAACCUGUUGUAUUUCUUUUGCAAAUUUACGCACCAUUUAAUGGGAAACCUUUUACUUUUCAUCGAUCUCUUUUUGUUUUUAUUUGUAAAAACCCACAGUGUUAUGCUGUUAACGACAAUAGGUGUUUCAAAGUUUUUAGGAGUCAGUUAGCUCGAAAAAAUGACUUCUAUCCAUAUGAUCCCCCAAAGAACAACAAAUCUGAUGGCAGAAACACUGAUGAAAAGGAGACUAUGCAGAGUUAUAAUAUAAAGCUCUGCAGUGUUUGUGGUUGUUUAGCACCCAAGUCAUGCUCUCAGUGUCAUAUGGCCAGGUACUGUAGCAGGGAGCACCAGUUGAUUCAUUGGAAGGCAGGACAUAAACAACAAUGUUCAAAAAAAGAUUUUUCAGAUCCUUCUGUACCAGAAAACACAUUUCUUUUCCCUGAAUAUUUGAUUGUGACUGAGCUAGAAGAAUUGACGCCUGAAAAGAGUGCCAGUGAAGUGAAUGAUGAAACACAGCAGUACUUGCCAACUGAGAAAAACAGCAGUGAUGAUUGUGAUUGUGUGAAUGAAAAGGAUUUGGAAGCCUUUGCAAAGCAUGAAUCAUUGGAUAUUAAAGUUUUCACAAAGUUUAAAGAGAGAAUAUCAAAUGAACCUGAUCAGAUAUUGCGCUACUGCAAAGGUGGAUCUCCAUUAUGGGUUUGUGAUAAAAUACCUAGUAAAGUAGAGAUUCCCAACUGUGAUUGUGGAGCUGAACGAGUUUUUGAAUUUCAGAUAAUGCCACAGUUGCUAAAUCAUCUGAAUGUGGAUCACAUAGGAGCCAGCAUUGACUGGGGAACCUUGGUGAUCUACACAUGCAAAGAUAGCUGUGACCAAGGCAAUCGAUAUACUGCUGAAUUCCUUUGGAAGCAGGACUUUUCUUCAGAUGAUGUGUAACUUUAAUUGUAUUGUAUUCCAUUGUCUUUGACAAAUUCUGAAAAGCUUAAUUCUUAAUAUGAAAUAUAAGGAAGAAAUUCUAAAUGAAUACCCAUUAAAAUCCAGAAUUUACCAGAUAUUUUAUAUUUUCUUUUACAGUUAUUGCCUCCAGGUGUCACAUGUUUUUAACAUAAUUUCACGAUAUGUGUAAUAUACUGUGUAUAUAUAACUAGUUUAGUGAAUAGUAAUAAAAUUUUAUUAUUUUUAAAUAUGUUAUAAAAAGCAAGGCAUCUUGGUGAAGUAUUAUUAAUGUAUGCUCCACAAAAUUAGAAAAAUAAUGUUUUUCUGUUGUAAUGCUGCUUCUGGUAUUUCUACUGAAAGAAAAUGUGAAAAAAAAAUCAAUUAUCUUUGUUACGUAAAUAAGUUAAACAACUAAAUAACUUGUCCACUUCCAAGUACCAUACAUAGAGCCCUCUUCUGUGGCUUCUACCUCCUGCCUGUGUGCAUUUACACAAACCCUCUGGCUUAAUUUCAGCUUUAAACAAACCCAAACUCUC
Molecule: messenger RNA, 1729 nt
Organism: Polypterus senegalus (gray bichir)
Lineage: Eukaryota; Metazoa; Chordata; Cladistia; Polypteriformes; Polypteridae
Gene: pdcd2
Product: programmed cell death 2
Exons: 6
Coding region: 102-1193 (363 amino acids)
Cellular component (GO): cytoplasm; nucleus
Source: RefSeq, a predicted model, not a curated record